Molecule: messenger RNA, 8000 nt
Organism: Amoebophrya sp. A120
Lineage: Eukaryota; Dinophyceae; Syndiniales; Amoebophryaceae
Source: the annotation of a GenBank genome assembly
GGUGGAGCCACUUCUACGAGGGCCACUUCUACCAGGACGACGAGCUUUUCGAUCUACAGCGACUCGGACUCGUCCGCAUCCGAAAAGCCGACCGAGGACGCCGGCGAGGACGCGCAGUCGCGGCCCGGCGCGUGCAAGCAGUUGCUGCAGAACCUCGCCUGUUCCCCGCUGGAAGACCUCGCGCUGCACCGCGUCAUGAUGUUGUCGGGCGUCCCGCCGACCUUUGACCUGUCCAACGUGUCCACGUUGGAGCAGUUUGUCUAUUACUACCAGCUGCAGGAGUGCAAACGACUGCUGUAUUGGCGGGAUCUGGAGGGCCAGUGGCAGGAGGAGUUUGAGGAGUUGCAGGCCCGGUUGCUGCAGCUGCAGCAAGAGAACAGCCUGUUUGACCAAACGGGGAUCACCGGCACGCCCGGCGUCGUGGAAAACAAACAGCAAAUCGAUCAACUCUGCAAGCAAUUGACGCUGAGUUGUGCAGGCGCAGUGAACCCAAUUCGCGACUCGAACUUCCACCCCCAGAUGUUGCAGCAACUCAACGACAAUCUGAAUCAGCUGACGGAGAUGAAGAAAAAAGCCUGGUCACCGCCCUCACACCUGGUCGCCGCCAACGCGGCCAUUGCGCAGCAGUUUCGGGCGGUCUCGCAGUUCUCCCAGAUUUGCGCGGAAACCCGAAUGGGGGGCGGAACCAACGCGAUCGACGACGACAUUGCGGCUUUUGCCGCGGAGCAGGAGGGCGGAGCGGCUUCAGCUGAGGAGGAUCCGAAUUGGUCAAUGAAGACAGGUGGGACGGCAAGAUCAGGAGCUCUUGCGACGAGUAAAACAAAGCGACCGUCGAAUUUUCCAAGCAGUUACAUGAGCAAAAUUGUCUCGAAAAGUUCCAUUCCGACAAUAGAGGAGGGGUACCACAUUGCUGAGAAAUACCUAGAGAAACUCGACAAGCUGCUGACCAACACCCUAAUCUGGAGUUUCCUGCGCCCCCCCGAAGACGUGGUGGUCAUGCAGCGCGCGGGAGUCGGCAUAGGAUCUUCGUCAAUCAUGGGAGGCGGAGGCUCCUCCUCGUCCUCUGCAGGGAGGUCGUUAUUUGCUGGAUCAUCGUCCGCCGCAGCUUCUGCCGGUGGCAUGAGAAUAGUGUCGUCAUCCGCUUUCGUAGAUCACCACUCGCCCGGGGGCACGACCAGGUGCUCGUCCAAGGGCAACCAACUAACCUCCACCUGCUUGGAGGAUUGGCGGCCGCUUCGAGACGCCCUGCAGAAGCAGCAGCACGUGGAUCUGAGCACCGAGCAUUGGCAGGUCGUGGAGCAGGUGGGACGGCGGCUGGCCGUGAAGAACUUCGUCGGCGGCCCGAACGCGGUGUUGGACAGCAGCAACGCCUCAACGUCACGCAGAAGUAUGAAAAGCCGCACGAAACAAGAACGCAGCGCGCAAAAAAAGCAAGCGGUGGCGGUUUCCCUGGACAAAGAAGCGGACCACGCGGCCGUGGUGGAGAGAGCAAGCGGAAGCGCGGCUGCAUUGGCGACUACGACCGCUGCGGUUGUUAUUGCACCAAGUUCAUCUUCAUCGUCCAAGAACUCGCUGUCCCCGCCACCUGGGGCAGCUCCUGCCUCAACUACAGGAGCAAACAGUCGGCGAGGAGGCGUGGCAUCUUCGGCAUUCACUGCCACGGCAUCAUCAUCUCCCGGAGGUACUUCUAGCAAUAGACCGUCGCCCGAGCACCGCGGCUCUGCUCUUUCCCCGGGCCGCGGUGGAGGAACGACGGGUCUUCAUUCCGGUGCGGCACCUGACCGGAGCAAUAAAAGCAGCAAAAAUGAUUAUACUUUUCACACGAUGACGAUGCACAAAAAUUCCUCCUCGUCUCGCACAUCUCCAUCUCCGCGAAGAAGCUCUUCGAGCUCCUCCGCAGCCUCCUCUUCUACAACAGCGGGUGGGGAAUCGUCUUCUUCAUCUUCUUCUGGGAACGCCAGCGGGAGCGGGUCGUCAUCAGAAAAUCAAAAUAUAUUGAUCGGAAGUAGUACUAGUGCAGGAGCUGGUGGAAGACCUGGAGCUGCUGGAAGCACGUCAGCUACUAGCAGUGCCACGUCUCCGCGCAGCGCCAUACAUUCGCAGGUGCAGCGGGAGGAGGAGAGGCGGCGACAGCAGGAGGAACAGCGGAUCGCGAAGCGGUUGAAGUGGGGUUUACCGGUGGAUGAGGAGGAGGAAGAAGAGGACGGGUUAUUUUUGAAUGAUCGUACUAGUAGAAGUACCGCUCAACAAGCAUUUAGCAAAAGCGAAGACCUCAUCUCGGCCGCGCCUUCGUCUAGAUCCUCGUCAAGUAGUAGCAGCAGCGGCAGCAGUCGAGAGGGUUUCAGAAGUUCUUGUGCCGUUUCGGGCACCUCCAGCACAUCAACAAGAGGACCAGGAGGGUAUGCUACAACUUUUGAUGGUAGCCGUGACGGCACGAGAAGUAGUAGUCCGCAAACCAAACGAGAUGGCCACGACCGACAUCUUCAAAACGGGCUGCAAUUCGGGAAGAUGAAAGCUACGGUGGUUAGCGUCGCGCCGGCGGCAAACCCAGCGGCGUAUUUCUCCCCCUACUCCGCUCACGCGAUGCAGCAUCUUCCCGGUGGAGGUGGUGCACCAAGUGCUCAUGCAAACUUUCCUGCAGCAAAGCAGGGACCCCCGGACCGUGACGACGUCGAGCAGAUUCAGGAUUCGUACAAGUUGGCGAACAGCGUCACUUGCCUGGACGGCACGCAGAACCUGUGGCUGGUGAAGCCCGUGGACACCUGCCGGGGGAUCGGCAUCCAGGUGCUCCGCGACUUCCGGCAGAUUCUGCAGUACAGCAAAACGCAGGCGGGGAACAGUGCGAACCAGAAUAAGCUCGGGACGCGUGGGUAUCGCGAUUACAUUCGCGGCCCGCACGUUACGUCCGCGAAUAACUCGCCCGCGUCCCACUACUCCCCGAAGCUGGUGGACGACGAAGACCCACGGGCGGUAUUGGACCACUACGCCAUUGGGGGCUCGAACGAUCAUCAAUUUACUUCGGGACGCGGGGCAGGAGACCACCACCAGGAGCGGAUUCACUACUUCGGAGCCGCGGCUGCGGGAGCGAGUUCUUACGCACGUGGUACUGGUGGGGCGACUGCAAGCAAUGGUGGCAGGAUAGCUGCGGUGUCGAAUUAUAGCAGCCACAGCUCCACUUCUUCAUCUUCUCUGAUCUACAACCACUUGGGCGUUGCGAUCGCUGCUAAGGACCACAAUACUGGUAGAGGGCAACAAGAUAUAAUUAACCACACGUCGGCCCAAAAUGGUCGACCAGGUAGUUCAACCGCGUCAUCGUCUAGACAGCAGCACCAUAAUCUCCGGAACGCAGCGAGCGAAAGUCCAAACGUGAAAUUCCGUGCUGCGGCAAGCCGUGCAGUUCGGUUUUCAACCGCCACAACUUGUUCUACCCAGUUGUAUGACAGCGGUGGCAAAAGCGCUGCGAUCGUGGACAACUCGAGGAGUUCGAACUCUAGCCAUCAUGCCCACAACGGAGGGGGAUCAUCCCAGGUCGUGGUUGCUAUUCCAAAAACUAAACAGAAAUCUCCGUCCAAGUCUCCCGGUCUGCGUAUUGGCGAAAACCAGUUGGACGAACUGCUAGCGACGCCGCAAGAAUUCUAUCAACUGCAAAAAUGUCUGGGUCUGGAAGGGUGCGAACUUGUGAUGCUCCAUUUGGAUGCUACAAAAAUCUGUAUUGCAUGAACAGCACCAAAAACGGUCCAGUUUUUGCCCCGGCGGGAGGGCAUUUCUCAUGCGGAAUUGGAAUAGGCAUCAAGAAGCCCUCACAAAGUGUGUGAUGCUAGGGCAUACAUCACAGACGUCAGGAGUCAUGCAAAAUAUGCAUGACAAGCCCGGCAACAUAAACAUUCCAGACCCAGACAUUUUUGCAUCUGAUAAAUUCAAUUACGCAACAACUACCGGGGUAGCCGGUGGAAGUGCAAGUGGUGCUUCGUCCAAGGCAAAGUCCCUGUCUCCCGACCACCGACGGAACGCGACCAAGCUGACAAUGACCCAGUUUCUGCAGCACAUGGACGAACGAGAGGAACGGCGCAUCCGACACAAGUGGAAGUCCGCAACCGUGAGCAAGAUCCUGCAAAACCCGUUCGCGAAAAAGACCAGUCCCACCGGUAUGGGAAGCUGGCGCUACCUGUAUCCUGAGUAAAAUAAACUACGUCCCCACGACGACAACCCGCGGUCCAGAGUUGUCGUGCGAAAUGCCACGACAAAUAAAAUGUUUCUCAUGUAGUUUCCGCGCAACCCCAUUAGAUAGGAGGAGCAUUUUGAUUUGUGUAGCCGAAUUGCCACCUUGUCCCUGACUCCACCGGGUUGGGGACGUUUAUUUUACACAUGACAACCUGGCGCAGAAGUACAUCGAGCGUCCCUUGGUCAUCCACCACGACGGGUUUUCGGCGACCUGGUAUGCAACGAAAAAAUUUAAAGUUUUACAGUUACACAUUCUUGAUGUGUUGCAGGCAAAGCAAGACAGACAAGCUCUGUCAUGCCGGAUAUGCAUAGGAGCCUUGUAGUCUACUUCUACGAGUUUCUCCUUACUAGGAUCUCACUCUGCAUUGCAAGUUUUCUCUCUACUCAUGCAGAGAAAAUUUGCGUUACUGCAUUGACAAGAACUGAACGAGUGUGUAACUGUAGCCCUACUUUUCCAUUCGUUGCAUAUCUGGCCACCGUCUGGGAGCAGUAGUGCCUCCGCUGGCUCUACAUCGUUUUCAUCCACUUCAGACAAGCAAAAACUGAAACCCUACAAGUUCGAUAUCCGGCAGUGGGUUCUGGUUACUGCCUUUAGCGAGCCAGAUCUGCGGGCCUGGUUCUACGAGGAUUGCUACUUGAGGUUCGCCACGCAUCCCUAUCAACCGGAGGUGCAGCAGAUGAAUCCGGGAACAACUACUGCCGGUGGUGCUAGUGUGGGUUCUGUGUUCGGGUCGUUAGAUCUGCUAGACGACCGGGGUGCUGGAGGGGGAAGCUUCAAGAAUGCUGGUGACGGUGGAACAAUUACCAAAACUACGUCACCCAGCAUUUCGAACUCUUCGGCAACCGCCCUCAAGAAAUCUUCUUUCUCAUCCUCUUCCAGUAGCAGCCCGGGCGGCGGUCGGGCAGGCGACAGUACAACUUCUAGAGACCACAGUAGUACAACAACGCCAGACCGCCCCAAUCACGUACACCUUCCCUCGAUUGCUGCAACCGCCGCGACGACCGUCAGUCCGCGGAAGGGCGUCAAGUACCUCAGCGGGCUGUCCGAUGCGGAUCAGUUCAUGCACUUGACCAACAACGCGGUCGUGAAGAAAACCGAUGAUAUCAAGGACUUCGAUGUAGACCGCACCAUGUGGCACAGCGACCGUUUCGCGACCUGGCUGGAGCAGCAGCGUUCGAACAAACAAAUUCGGGAGAACGAAAACCGACGACGGCGGACGGUGCAGGCGGGUGGUUCUUCACUUUCCCCAUCUUCGACGUCUCGAAGUCCGAGCAUGUCAAACAAUCGAGGAAGCCGAAGCCCAAAUCAUUCGCCAAAUAAUAGUCGAAACACGACGAGUACGACCCAUGCUGGAGGUGCAGCUGCAACCAAUGUUAAUCGGAGCAGUCAUCCACACCAUCACACUAAUUCCCCAGCCUCGCCUUCGUCGGGGGCGAACAUUACCAAACCCUCCCUGGACGGCCCGUUCACGUGGCAAAACAUCAAGUGGCAGAUGAAGCGGCUGGUUUGGAUUUCGCUCCGCGCCGCGGCCAAGCGCGGCUGCAUCCACGAGCGCAGGAACAGCUUCGAGAUCUUCGGCUACGACUUCAUGGUGGACGCCCGCGGAAAGGUGUGGCUGAUUGAAGUGAACGCAAACCUAUCAAAUGUAAAAGUGUCUGGGUCUGGAAGAAUGCAUGUUUGUCAUGCUUGUCUGGCAUGACUAUUGAAUCUGUCACGCACGUUGCCCAAGAGCCGCACUUUUCUGCCAUGCGGAGACGCAAUUUGUCAUGCAGAAUAGGCAACACCUACAAGCUCAGAAAUUUGUCAUACUGAGCCAGCACUUGUGGCCUCUUCAUGCUACGCCACUCAGCAUCACAAGUUUCCAGACCCAGACAUUUUUACAGUUGAUAAAACCCGGACUUGUCGUAUUCGACCUCCACCACAAGGGAUUUGGUUCCCCUCAUGCUCCUAUGCAUCGCAAAUAUCAUGUUCGGGUGUAAGUAAGUGUAAGUACACGAAGAAAGAAAAUCGGUAUUGCGCAUUUCGAAUGAAGCCAAAAUCUACUACUUACCCUCUCAUGCAAAUACUUACUUAUAGCAGGAUGCGGAUUUCUCAUGUAGUUCACUGCGCUCUCUUUAAUACCCGUGCCCGUCAUAGGAUUUGUCGUACUGCUAGUACGCGCGUCGUCUUCGUGGAGCGAUCAUCAGCAUUGUAAAUUUACGUCUUCGUGGAGCGAUCACUCAGACAUAGUUAUUUGCAGUUGAUAGGUCGCAGACGCGGCACACGUCGUCUUCGGGGAGGAGAAGUUCCCUUGUGCGGACAGUGACCAGAAUAUGCACGUACAAAUUUUCCGUGCGCAACGUACAUAUACAAAUUUCGCCAAUCACAACUUGGAGUAUGUCACUUGUCUUUGUCAUGCUGAAUAGGAUAGUACUGGCGGAAAAGGUUUGGUUAUGCAGAAGACGCUGCAUAUCUUGUACGGUGCGUACGGAAAUUCAUUUCCUGUGGAUACGGAAUUCGCUCGCGAAGUACUCUCUGUUGCAACACGGGCAGCACGUGAACACAAGCAGCGGUGGGGCCACGUCGGUCGGCGUGCACUCCUCGUCCUCUUCGGACUUGUUUCAAACGGCUGGAGGGUUGCUUCUGCCAACCGCAACUUCUAGCGGGACACAGGGCGGAAAUCCAGUGGGAACUGCAAAGGGGCAUGGGUACGAGUUGUUUUACCUUUUGCUUGUUCAAUGUUGUAGUACUUAAAAUGAUCAAGCCACGUAGUACCUCCACUUCGUGCUUCUAGUUUUACUGGUUCCUGCUCGAACUGCUGAGUUGUUUGCAAACGUUUAGCUUUGCACUUUCAUCAAAAGUGCGAAUUGAAGAUGUGUGCGAUAUGUUGCAACAGCAAAUUCUCGACUAGCACGCAGUUCUAGCUGCACAACUUCUAAGUUCAUUUGGACGUCAUUCUGCCCAUGGCCUGGAGAUUAAUGGCGCGUGAUGAAAUAAGAAUCCGAAGGGAGUGACGUUAUUGCUAUCCAAAUAAUAUUACACCACCUUGCAGUAUCGCCCAUCUCCCCGGUGCCGCACGAGUUGCGAGAUCUCUGGAGCGCAGCGACCGGGAAGAAUUCCUGGAAUGUAUUGCCGGCACCCACCGCCAGAGCAAGCGGGUGGGCCGAUUUUCCUUGAUGUUGCCGCACGAGUGGGACGCGGCGGUGCCGCAAGUUAUGCCUUGUUACAAAUUUCCGGAUACUACCGUGCACGUACUACACAAAACGAUAAACUAAACUUGGCUACUUUGUCAUGUUUGGAUGCGCUUGGUGGAAGCGUGGUUGGUUUCUCAUCCGCAACCUAGAUCGGAAGUUUGUAGACCCAGAACAAUUUCUGUGCAAUGCACGGCCGUGUUGUCAUUUGUCUUUGUGUAGUACGUGCGCGGUGCAGUAGUUGCACAUCAAGUGGAUACACUUCUUCCAAGAAGAUGGAACUAGUUUGGUGCAGUAGCACGACGUGGCCAUCAGCACCACGCCAACGCCAUACCUGUACGCCAUGCCAAAUCGUGCCAUUCUGUUUCUGAGCAGCGAAAAAUAUGAAGAUGCUUUGAUAAAGUAAAAUUUUUAUAUUGGCAACGAUUCGGUCUUGUUGAGCGACGACUCUGCUUUGAGGCAGCUCGCCGACCACUCUGUCGCGAGCGACUGCACGACUUCUGCAAUUUCCUUGAACUCUUUAUGGGAUUGAAAGCUAUGAGGUACCUGAAGGAACAGGAGCAAGAAUGACAUCCGCAUCGGCAUCCGCUCUCGCCACAAUCACUCAG